Messenger RNA from Larimichthys crocea (large yellow croaker), 2415 nucleotides. Its product is annotated as cdc42 effector protein 3. Gene Ontology annotation, biological process: positive regulation of actin filament polymerization; regulation of cell shape; Rho protein signal transduction. The transcript has 2 exons. The record is from RefSeq and is a predicted model, not a curated record. Gene Ontology annotation, molecular function: small GTPase binding. NCBI's taxonomy places the organism in Eukaryota, Metazoa, Chordata, Actinopteri, Sciaenidae. The coding region runs from base 577 to 1518 and encodes 313 amino acids. Gene Ontology annotation, cellular component: cytoskeleton; plasma membrane; cytoplasm.
CCCCGUCCAGCGCGCUCCAGAGCCAGUUUAAUACCCGCCUGUAAGAGGUUUACCUGCUCACAAGCCGAGGUCUGUGUCGGUGGAUUGUACGACUCAACUCCAGUGAUUUUAUUUCAGAAGAGAGACAGAAAACGUGUCACACUGAAGAUCAACGUGUUGAUGACACAUUCCUGAAGCUUCUGAAGAACCGACCCAACAGCAGACAGAGGCUGCCAUCUUCUUUGUGUGUGAGGAGAGAUAAAGGCGAGAGUGUGUGUGAUCUGAGGAGGAAAGGACGCAGUGUUUGACUUGGAAAUGGCUUUUCUGUGUCUGAGGGAAAGUCAGAGGGAGCUGAGCUGAGCUGAGGUCAAGGCCUUCCUCCUCUCCCCCAGAGUCACAUGUCAGUGUGAGGCACAACCCCCGGGGUUGCUAUCGCUACGCUGACCGACCUAAAUACUUGUAUACACACUUGGAGCAACACAGACCGGGUCGCUCAGUUGGGAGUGGAAACAGAGAGAAGAGCUUCUUGCUGCUGACGCUUCAUCUCUCCUGUAGAAACCGACAGAUACUCAAAGACUGAAUCCCCUCACCAGCAAAAUGCCAGCAAAGACACCAAUGUACCUAAAAACUACAACUCCCAAGAAGGGGAAGAAGCUGAAGCUUCGUGAUGUCCUCUCAGGUGAUAUGAUCAGCCCCCCGCUGGGUGAUGUACGUCACAGCGCCCAUGUGGGGCCCGAAGGUGAAGGUGACAUGUUUGGAGACGUGGGUUUCCUCCAGGGGAAGAUGAACAUGCUGCCAUCGGUGAGCCGGACACAGAACGGGCACUCGCGCUCGCACAGCGUGGAGAGACGCCUGGAUGAUGGCGUCACCCCCAGACAGGACUCACACAGCUAUGCCUACAACGGGUAUCACUAUGAGCACUCCUCCUCCGGCCUGCUGAAGAACACCGUCUCCAUGCCUGUGUUCAUGGCCCACGAACAGGCUCCACCGAAACCUCCACGGCUCCACCUGGACGACCCCUCCCCACCUUCUCUGCCUUCCCAGCAAAACCACUUCCACCACCAUCAGCAGCCAACAGGGGCGAGCCACAAACAGGCCAACGGCUACAGUCACACAGACGGCCACAGCCAGCAGCACCCGACUCCGUCACUCUUUGAGAACGGUCUGGUUGGCCGUUUGGCAUCAGAGCCCUGCAGAGACAUCUCCCUCUCCCCCAACAUCCGCAGGCUGGUCCCCUCCUCUGGCUCCUUCUCAGAGGUCUCCUCUGAGGACUCCAUGUCGGAGAACUGCGGGCCCCUGGACGUACGCCGGGGCCUCAGCUUAGAUUCUGACGCGGGCCUGAGCAACGAGGAUCUGAGGAGUGAACGCAGUGAGUCACCCUGCACUCCCUUCCAGAUGGCCAGUCUUACAGCCUCUUCCGGUGUGCCCCGGUCAGACUCUAUGGCGGGGUUAGACCUGGAUCUGGGCCCAUCUAUUCUAGAGGAUGUCCUGAGUAUCAUGGACCGCUACAAGACUGAGGACAACCGCUGCGAGCUGUGAAGAAUGGAGAGAUUAAUAUGAUGUACAGAUAUUUUUUAUACAUGGUUUAUACAGAUAUUAAAGGAGGACAAGGGAUGGAGAACUUUGGAGUGGAGGGUGGAGACAUUGCUGCCCAACAUGACAACAGCCAAGGCAACAGGCUGGUCCUUAGGAGCCUUUAUCAAAGCUGAACCUCAGACUCAUGAACACUUAAACACUAAGCUAACAAAGAGAAGAACUGCAGUCAAACUGAUACCACACAUUCCUCUUUUCUUUGCCAGCCACUAAGCAGUGUAUUGUCUCCUAAUCUGACCUGUGCUGAGAAUUUUCUGCUUGUUAAUGGUUAACAAACUGCCAACUGAGUGAGAUGUGAGUGUCUGUAGACUGAGAAAUCAGCAGCUGUGAAGGAAAUUCAGGAGCAGCAGGACUCACUUAUCUGUCGUGGGAACAGCGACUGAAUCUCUCUGCAGAGUUUAAAUUCCACAUGCAGUCGUACUAAACUGAACAAAACACAGAGUUUUAAUGCUGAAGCUCAUUUUCUGUCCUGAUUUAUUCUGGCUGCCUGAAAUGUUCUAAAUGUUUCUGAAUAUUAAUAUCUUCACUUGUUUACUGUAAUGCUUCAAUGCCAGAUGAAAUGUGAAGAACUUCUGAUUUUACUGUCCCUCUGUAACUGAUGAGGAUGUGAGCUGUGCGGUCUCUAGUGAAGCCUUUCAUACCAGCAGCUCAGUGACAGAUGGAAACUGCUUUAAGUGUAAGACACAUGCUGCUUCUAGAUCAUCGAGAUCAACACCUUCUUCUCAUGUUGUGGCUCACCGUCGGCCUCCCUAACACUCACUGUCUGCAUUAUCACAGUAGCCUAUUAUUCAAAUGUCAUUUAUGAUGUAUAAAUGUAAGAAUAAAACGUUCCUAUAAAGAAAA